UUUUUUUUUCGUUAUGUUUUUAAAAACAAAUGUACACAGCACAGUCCUACGGCCUGCGCAGAUGUAAUAUCAUGUAUUUGCUUGUAUGCAGUGCUGUCUACCUAACAAAAUUAUAAAUAAUGCAUGGGUGAUGGGAUAGCUUGAUAAGCAUUGAUACGUAUUUGAUACGCAUUUGAUACUCAUCGUCUCUACAUUUUGAAAAUACUCUUCAACACAAUGAAUAUUGAUUUUGUCGAAAGGCAGUCCCAAAUCGAAGGUUUGUCCGAGGAGAUCUUGGAGGCCAAACAUCAGGUAAUGGCAUAUGACAAACGAAGGAAUGUGAAUAGAGAAGCGCUCAACGCUUUCCGGAGCAGAAAAGUCAAACCGGGUAAAGUGUGGUUCAAUGUCGACGACCUUUUUAUCAAGAUGCCACAGGUGGAUGGCAAACGACUUAUAGAAAAAGAUCAAACGGUGUUAACGGACGAAAUGGCGGUGCUGCGAACGAAUAUGAAGAAUAAGACGAUGGAACUACAGAAAUUAGAAGGGUCUGAGGUAUCUUCGUUGGGAUUAGAACCCAUGACGAAGAAUGAUACAGCUGCCCCCGAAACUAAACCACAAAGGAAAAGAUAAAAAAGCCUAAGAACUGUUAUUUCAGCCUGCAUAAUAAUUAAAUUUAGAUCUUAUUCAAGAGACCGAAAACAGAUCUCUUGAUCGCAAUUGCUUUUUCUGCUGACUGUCUUACAUUUGGUGCGAAUAUGGCGUUUGAUACAAUUAUUAGCCAUGGCCCUCAAGCUAGAGAAAGUCUCG
This is a messenger RNA of Sphaeroforma arctica JP610, 786 nucleotides long. RefSeq lists its product as hypothetical. NCBI's taxonomy places the organism in Eukaryota, Ichthyosporea, Ichthyophonida. The record is from RefSeq and is a predicted model, not a curated record. The transcript has 3 exons. The coding region runs from base 217 to 609 and encodes 130 amino acids.